UUGCCAAUCGGGGUUUGUGCGUGGAUAACUUGUUCCCGCCCGCUCAUUGCUCAUGCAUAGCCUGUCGGCGCCAACACGAAGAGAGGCCGUUCUGCUCAUUUUCGUAUUCGUCUCAUUGUUAUUAUUCUCAAGAAUAGACUAUGAUACAACCGGGAUCAAAUUCUGGGAUGUCGAUAAGUCAGGCGCGUCGCCACAUACUUCGGCGCUUGGGGAGUCUUGGAGGACACGAAUAACAUGGUCAAGCGGACACGUACCAAACACCCGUGUAGUGUCUCAUGUCCCUGGAUGGACUAUUUUUGACAACCUCUUUGUCUUGAACGGCACUGUUUUUGUCGUGACGGAUUUCCCAUCAAGUAUUCCUGACCGUCUUACAAUCACUUCCACUGCCGUGGAUAUUUUCAAUGGUGAAGACGCUGUAAAUAGUCGAACACCAGGGGACCGCGAGAUGCAAAUUAUUUCGACUAGUCAAGCUCAAAGGUUGUUCGGUUCAAGUGCUGAGUCGAUUGAUGGGGUAACAUGGCUCGUAAACGAUCCUCCUCAAUUCAUCACCCACUAUUAUCACUGGUCGGCUGAACUCUUUUUUGGGUUCUGGCGCACAUAUUCCUCAUUGGACACUAGCAUAAAUGAGAUGGGGAAAUCUAUACUUCCCGCUCUCCGCCGUAUAUUCUUUGUCCAUGCGGAUGCAGACCAUUGGAGGGAUUAUGCUCUGAUGAACCAAUGGGUCUUGCGCAGCGCCUUCCCCUCUUUGACGACAGAAUACUCUUAUGACUGGGAAGAUCGUGCAGCAAUGGGUCGUCCAAUGAUGUUGGAUCGUGUGAUCUUUACUGACCGAGCUGCUGCCAUGCAUGGCCAUCAUUUCUUGAGCACCGGGCGAACAGCAGCAGAGCCAUCUGCUUUACCUGGGAGUGCGCACUGGUGGAGUACGAUUCGCGCGAACGUUAUCCGCGUUUGCGGGCUGGACCCCAAUGUAGUGGGUGAUAUGGCGCAGACGCCUGUCAUCACGUACAUAUCGCGUCAAGAGUGGGGGCGUCGUAUGCUCAAACAGGAGGAUCACGAGCGUCUUGUGGAAGAGCUUCAUAAGCUUCGAGACUUGUAUGGGUACGAAGUGAACGUCGUGGAGAUGGACAAGCUUUCUCGAGCAGAGCAGUUCGAGCUCGCGGCGCGAACCACGAUCAUGAUGGGUGUCCACGGUAACGGGCUUACGUCGCUAGUUUGGAUGAGGCCAUCACCUCGAGCUACGGUAAUGGAAUUUUUCUUCCCAGGAGGUUUUGCACAAGAUUAUGAGUACACCACCCGGGCUCUUGGCAUGGUACAUUACGGAUUCUGGGGUGACGAGUACUUUACGAGUCCUGACACCCCGGAGCAGGCGUACCCUCCAGGGUUCCAGGGCACGAACAUUCCUAUAGAUGGAGCUGUUGUGGCGAGAUUGUGUCACGAGAGACUUUUGCUCCAGUGAAAUUGACUGGGCUGGUGUUUAAUGAGAUAGAAAACAGAUCGAGUUUGAUCUACCCGGACUUGCAUUAUGCUACGCUGCUUGGCUAUAACUUACUUAUGAGGCUGAGAGUUUUGCAAGGAGUACUAGUACUUGGAUUAAAACAUUACAAGUCGUACUCCUCUAUGCCCAUUCACAUUCACUGACAAUGCCUAUUUAUUUGCACACCAAA
Messenger RNA from Suillus fuscotomentosus, 1664 nucleotides. RefSeq lists its product as uncharacterized. Gene Ontology annotation, molecular function: protein O-acetylglucosaminyltransferase activity. Gene Ontology annotation, cellular component: endoplasmic reticulum. The record is from RefSeq and is a predicted model, not a curated record. The transcript has 6 exons. Gene Ontology annotation, biological process: protein O-linked glycosylation via mannose. The coding region runs from base 53 to 1456 and encodes 467 amino acids. NCBI's taxonomy places the organism in Eukaryota, Fungi, Basidiomycota, Agaricomycetes, Boletales, Suillaceae.